AUGACCUACUCUCCAGAAUCUUUCAAGUCUCUACUGGGAAAGCUCGUGAAGACACCAGCAUCUUUUACUGCAGACGAUCUCAAGUCAGCUCUCAAUCAUGUUUUUACGCCAGACGCCGUUCUACCAACUCAGAUAGGCUCUUUCUUGACUGCGCUACACGUUCACCGGAUCGAGACGCAACCAGAAGCACUUGCAGCAGCAGCUGAUGUUAUGCACGAGCGCGCUCUUAAAGCAUCUGUCGAAAGCAGCGAUCGAGACUUCAUAGUCGAUAUUGUAGGAACUGGUGGAGAUGGCCACGACACCUUCAACGUCAGCACCACGGCGGGAGUUGUAGCAGCAGGCGCUGGUGCACGAGUCGUCAAGCUGAUCUGUUGCAAUCUCUUGGGAUGUAUCUUCGUUCCCCCAACAGCGGGAACGCCAAUGCCUAUCGCCCGAAUCCCAUUUACUUUCAUUCUCGCGCCGCACUACCACCCUGCGCUCGCGAUUCUUGCACCGCACCGAAAACUCUUACCGUUCCGUACCCUUUUCAAUGUCAUGGGACCACUCAUCAAUCCUGCGCGGCCGAAAGGAAUGGUACUUGGGGUCGCAGACCCCGAACUAGGCCCCAUCUUUGCUCAAUCGCUGAGAGAGGGCGGCGUUCAGCGCGCGCUGGUUGUAUGUGGCGCCGAGGGUCUUGAUGAAAUCAGCUGUGCGGGCGAUACGUGGGCUUGGGAGCUCAAAGACGGGAACAUCACCCAAACCAAACUGCAUCCGGAACAGUUUGGAUUGAGCGUACACCCGCUCGAGGCUGUCCGUGGUGGCACGCCAGCUGACAAUGCGGCAACAUUCAAGACGCUCCUAACAUCUGGUGAUCAGAUCCCAGAGAGUUUAACUCCUGUACUGCACUUUGUUCUGCUAAAUGCGGCAGCGUUGUUAGUUGUCGAGGGGUCAGCUCGUGACUUCAAGGAAGGUGUGCGGCUAGCGAUGGAUAGUGUGAUGUCUGGUAAGGCGUGGAGCGCCCUGGAGGCAUUCCGCGACGCUGGCAUAGAAGCAUCUUCGAAGUAA
Messenger RNA from Serpula lacrymans var. lacrymans S7.9, 1044 nucleotides. RefSeq lists its product as uncharacterized. NCBI's taxonomy places the organism in Eukaryota, Fungi, Basidiomycota, Agaricomycetes, Boletales, Serpulaceae. Bases 1 to 1044 code for a protein of 347 amino acids. The transcript is spliced from 2 exons. Gene Ontology annotation, cellular component: cytosol. Gene Ontology annotation, biological process: L-tryptophan biosynthetic process. Gene Ontology annotation, molecular function: anthranilate phosphoribosyltransferase activity. The record is from RefSeq and is a predicted model, not a curated record.